Messenger RNA from Zonotrichia albicollis (white-throated sparrow), 2118 nucleotides. RefSeq names its product lipase member M-like. The record is from RefSeq and is a predicted model, not a curated record. NCBI's taxonomy places the organism in Eukaryota, Metazoa, Chordata, Aves, Passeriformes, Passerellidae. Gene Ontology annotation, biological process: lipid metabolic process. Gene Ontology annotation, molecular function: hydrolase activity, acting on ester bonds.
AGCCCCAUGGGAGCGGCGUGAGCAGCCGGCAGCACCUUCUGCUCGGGGCACAGCGGGGACAAGGGCUCUUCUGGACACCACGGAGCACCAUGAUGUGGCUGUUCCUCACCAUCUCUUGUUUCGUGCUCGUCGCUGCAAAGUCAGAGGAGAACCCCGAGGUGUCCAUGGAUGUUGGCGAAAUUGUGCGGUACCACGGGUACCCCUACGAGGAGCACGAGGUGCUGACAGAGGAUGGAUAUUUCCUCACCCUGCAGAGGAUCCCCCACGGCAGAGGCAGCCCAGGGAGCUUCAGUCUCUCCCACAAGGCAGGGGCACAGCCAUCCAACAUGUUCUGUCCCCCCCCAAAGGCUGUGGUCCUCCUGCAGCACGGCCUGGUGUUGGAGGGAAGCAACUGGGUCACCAACUUGCCCAACACCAGCCUGGGAUUCAUCCUGGCCGAUGCUGGCUACGAUGUCUGGAUCGGGAACAGCCGGGGCAACAGCUGGUCACGGAAACACCAGGAGUUUGAGUUCCACCAGCAGGAAUACUCAGCUUACAGCUUCCAUGAGAUGGCCAUGUACGACCUUCCAGCGUCCAUCAACUACAUCCUGCAGAGAACGGGGCAGGAGCAGUUGUACUACGUGGCUUAUUCCCAAGGCACCACCACAGGUUUCAUUGCCUUCUCCUCCAUUCCCGAGCUGGAUCGCAAAAUCAAGAUGUUCUUCGCCUUGGCUCCCAUCACCGUCAACUCCCACAUGAAGUCCCCCUUGGUGAGGGUGUUUGACCUCCCCGAGGCGCUGAUCAAGAUCAUUUUAGGCAAGACAGUGGUCUUUGAUAAGGGUGAGGUGUUGAAGCAAGUGAUUUCCACAAUGUGCACCUACCCCAUGCUGAAGACUGUGUGCUCUUUGGUGUUUUACCUGCCUGGUGGGUUCACCAACAGCUUGAACGUGAGCCGCAUGGAUGUGUACCUGGCCCGCUACCCUGACUCCACAUCCCUAAAAAACAUGUUGCACUGGCGCCAGCUCUAUCAGACUGGGGAAUUCAAGCAUUACGAUUACGGCAGUGACAAUGUGCUUCAUUACAACCAGAGCACUCCUCCCUUCUAUGAGCUGGAGAACAUGAAAACCCCGCUGGCUGCCUGGUAUGGGGGCAAGGACUGGAUCUCAGCCCCCGAGGACGUGAACAUCACCCUGCCCCGCAUCUCCAACGUGGCCUACAAAAAGUACAUCCCCGAAUUUGUCCACUUUGACUUCCUCUGGGGCAAGCAGGUCUACGAGCAGGUCUACAAAGAAAUGCUUGACCUGAUGGAGAAGGGUGCCUAGAGUUGAAGCAGUGAUUGUUGGCUUCUCCAUGACUUCUGGGGCUUCUUUCAUCUUGGGGGGGAAUGAUUUUAAAAAAGAAGAAAAACUGGGGGGAAAAGCUCAAUAAACUGCUACACUUGGUCUGGAGUGAUAUUGCUCUGUCCAGUGAGGACAACCAGGCAAUGCAAUGACUGGGGAAGCACUCUGGACUGAGGUUCAGUUGGCUGAAGUUGAGCACAGCCCUCACACCCUGAGUCUCCCACGUGCCUCCCUCGCCACCAGUUUAGUGGAACUUGGCUCCUGGUGGCCAUUGUGGACUCUGGGCUCCUUGAGCUUGGGUUCCCAGCUGCAAACAGCUGGCCAGGAGCCCCAUGCCCUCCUGGAUGCUGGUGUCCCACAGGGAUGGGAUGAAGCCACGUGGUGGAUGGGUCCUGCUUUGUUCACCUUCUGGCAGCACUUCCACACCAAGAAUCCCAACAUCCUGGCACUCACUGCCUUCCUUCAGGGCUGGAAGGAGCUAUGGACGUCCUGCCUGGUGACAAUGAAGAGUGGCCAUGGGUUUGUAUCCAUGAGAACCCCCCACCUCACUAACAAAUGGGACAUCCUUCUCAGAUUCAUGCUGAUUUGGAUAAUCUCACUUAUGCACAAAGGAGUUUCAGUAAAUUCUAGCAGGAAACACCAUUUUUUCACCACUUCAAGCUAUCCUAAGGCACAAACCCAGCUGCAAAUGCCACCUUUUGCUGCCUUUCAGGGAGACAGAAGAAGAGUGUGGUGGAAAGCAGCAAUGAGCCUAAAUCUGUUUUCAGCUUCUGGAUUAAAUUGUUAAUGAUACCUUGAU